Messenger RNA from Lathyrus sativus (Indian pea), 180 nucleotides. The record is from the annotation of a GenBank genome assembly. Lineage: Eukaryota; Viridiplantae; Streptophyta; Magnoliopsida; Fabales; Fabaceae.
AUGUUCCACACUACUCAUUCAUGGGAUUUCAUGGAACUUUUGGAUGAUAAAACCAUGGAGAAUAUGGGGUACUCAAACAAAAACCAAGCAAAUGUUAUUAUUGGUAUCAUUGAUACAGGAAUUUGGCCAGAAUCCCCAAGCUUUAGAGACACUAACAUGCCACCAAUUCCACGCAGAUAG